Equus quagga is the source of this 3062-nucleotide messenger RNA. RefSeq names its product ring finger protein 222 (gene RNF222). The coding region runs from base 390 to 1019 and encodes 209 amino acids. The record is from RefSeq and is a predicted model, not a curated record. NCBI's taxonomy places the organism in Eukaryota, Metazoa, Chordata, Mammalia, Perissodactyla, Equidae. The transcript has 3 exons.
AGUCAUUAGGAAAUGCCUCAGCGGCGGCUGUCACAAUGACAGCAGGAGGAGGACGUACUGCCUGCCCAACACCUCUGGGUGGCUCAGAUCUGCUCUGCGGAGGCCGCGGGUGGAGAGGUGGAUGCUGCUCUCCCUGGUCCCAGCCAAAGCUUGACUCCCUGUGACUUUUGGCCAUUUCCAAAAUAUCAGACAUAUCCUCAAAGGAUGAAAUCUGCCCUCACCUAGGGUAAGCAGAAAGUUCUCUCGCUGCCCCAGGCAGCCCUGUAAGAAGAAUCUGAAGAAUGACUGAGCUUGACAGGUGGAGGAAUGAGCCCACAGCUCCUUGAUGUAACUAUGCAGAGGGCCAGGAGGCAUUUGGAUGUCUAAGGCCCUGCCGUCCCGGAGCGGCCAUGUCAGAAGGGGAGAGCAAGGACAGCUUGGGCAGCGAGUGCCCCGUGUGCUACGAGAAGUUCCGAGAUCUGGAGGGCGCCAGCCGGACACUGAGCUGUGGCCAUAUGUUCUGCCAUGACUGCCUCGUCAAGUACCUACUGUCCACUCGCGUGGAUGGGCAGGUCCAGAGGACCAUCGUCUGUCCCAUCUGCCGCUACGUCACCUUCCUCAGCAAGAAGAGCUCCCGCUGGCCCUCCAUGCUGGACAAGAGCUCCCAGAGCCUGGCCGUGCCCAUGGGCCUGCCCACUGUGCCACCACUGGACACCAUGGGCCACACAAACCCCCUGGCCAUCUCUCAGCCUGUCUGGAGACCAUCCCCAAGUCAGAGUGCCCAGCUGCCCUUGGACCUGCUGCCCAGCCUGCCCCGGGAGCCACAGAUCUUCAUCAUCAGCCGCCAUGGGAUGCCCCUGGGGGAGCAGGACAGUGUCCUGCCGCGGCGCAGCCUGGCAGAGCUUUCUGAGGCAUCCCCAGCACCCAGCUCCACCCGGUCAUUCUGCUGCCGCUCCCGAGCCCUACUGCUUAUCACUCUCAUUGCUGUGCUGGCUGUGGUGGCCGCUGUCUUGCCCUGGGUCCUGCUGGUGAGGAAGUAGGCAUGAGUGGUGGCACCUGCAGGGGCCGCCAAGUGAGGCGGGGCCUGAGAGCUGCUCUGGAAGCUGCCCUGCUCCACACAGCUGGGCUGGCCAUGGCCUGGGAUGGGGCAGCGGGGCCCCACUGCAGAGCUGGUCCAACCAAGCCCUGAAGAGCGGGCGAGCAGAGAGAGGGCGUUAGGACGGUGCUGACUGGAAGUAUGGCGGCAUAUCCCUACCCCCAUUUCCUCGUUCCCACCAAAGGCUGAGGCCUGACAGAGAGGCUGGGGGCUGGUGAUCUCUGAGGCUAGAGCUGAGAUGAGCAGCUGAGCUCUGGGCUGAAAUGGAAACUCCAGGUUCCAGGCCAGGGUGAAAAUGUGAUGGAAGCCCCUCCUCAGAACCAACAGCCGUGGCCCCCUGGUGCAUCCUCAGCAGCUGCUUUCUCCUUCCUCUAGGCUAGAACUGAGCAGGGUGGGAAGAUGGGUGGUUCCCUUCCUGUAGGGUCACCAGCCCUGACAUACAGUCAUAUUCUGCCAGGUGACCUAACUGAAGCCAGGUGGGGCUUCCCAGGGACAAGGAAGCUCUGCUGGCAUGUCCUGCUGGGUCGAGGCUCAAUGGCAGGACUCCUCCAGGUCACAAUUCCCAUCCAGGAUGCUCUAGCUUGCUCUCAGGAACAAACAGAAGGGGCAGUGCAGGGGCCAAAAGGACAUGUUUCCCAGAAUCUUGCACCCAUCCACAACCCUCUCAGCUGGGCCAGUGUGCAUGCCUUUCCACCCCCAAGUCCUCCCACCUCCUAAUCUCCAGCCUAAAACCUCUUCCCUGAGAGAGAAGCCGAUCACAGAGGCUGUGGCCCAGGAUUUCUGGGGGAAGAAACAGAAAAUGGUCUUCCUGGGGAGGUGAGGCCACAUCAGGAAAUAGGGGUUUGUCGACAGGGGCCAAGGCCAGCAGGAUGUCCCACAAACAGAGCCAGAGGUCUCCCCAAGCCUCCCAGGUCCAAGAAAUGGUCCAAAUUUUGAGUCUUGGGGUUUUCAAGGAUAGUCUGGAAGGCCGGGAGUGCAGGGGAAGCCUGAUGGCCGAGACUUGAGUCAGCUGAGAACUAUGUGGACAAAUUAACCCCUGGGGGCUCCCGCCUCCCUCCCAGCCCAAGUCGGCCACCUCAUGACCCAACCACUCAUUAGAGGCCACACCAGCUGGGCCAGUUUCCGAGGUGGAGUCCCAGGCUGGGAUGGGCGAGGAAGGGUGGGGAAGAAAACAGCUGUGCUUGUCAGGGACGCUACUGUCUCAAUGAAUGCUGACACCCAGGUGCUGUCGGCUGCUGGCCAUGGCCUCUUUACCUGGGGACCCCACCCUGGAAGGUGCUGGGGGUCCUUGAGGACCACUAGAAAAACCUCAGAUUGGGUUUUGCCUGAGGAGCUAGUCAUUCAGCCAUUUUCUGUUUGCUAAGGCUCGUAAGUCAAUGGCCAUAAUAUUAAAUUAAUUUUAGGAUUAGAAACAACAAAAACCUGCAGCUAUUCUGUCACACCCCAGGUGUGCCAACAGCUGAGCCCUCCACAAUGUAUACCUCUCUUGGCAAAGUUUGCUAUUUGCGGGAAAAGAAAUGGCACUCUGCCUCUUAUCUAGUUCCCAAGUGCCUGUGGUGGUGGCUGUUUGGGGACCAUCAGGGAAAGGGAUCCACACCAGAGGGGAUAUUUGGGACACAGGGAGGGCUUAUUUAAAGCACUUAUGGACUUCCUUAUGCUCUUUUCAAGACUAGAGAACAGUAUAGGUGCUACUUGGGCAGGGGGUACAGGUGGAUCCAUGGGGAAAAUAUUUAUUAUAGGAAUAAAAAUGUUACAUUUACAAAGACUCUAAUGAGUCUGUUUUAACCUCAGCGGGGCUGCUUUAAACAGUGUAAUGAAUUUCUCGGGACGAGAUUUUAGUCUUUUCAGAUUCUGUUGUGUUUGCCAAAAGUUAAUUUCAAAAUACCUGUAGUGUUUUCAUUUCAGUGGUGACUUGUAGAUGGCACUUGUUUUAUUUUCAAAGAAUGUCAAAAGCUAUUUUUUAAAUAAAGGUCUAUAUUUUCUCAAA